ACAUGCCCGCCGCACCCAAGCCCACCACUGGCAAGUCCAAGGCCGCCGGCCAGAAGUACUUCAUCGACUUCUCCGGACCCGCCGCUGACGGAAUCCUCGACGCCGCUGGAUUCGAGAAGUUCCUCCACGACCGCAUCAAGGUUGACGGCAAGGCUGGCCAGCUCGGUGACGUCGUUAAGGUCCAGCGUGAGGGCGAGGGCAAGAUCAACAUCACCACGACCAUCCCCUUCUCCAAGCGCUACCUCAAGUACCUCACCAAGAAGUACCUCAAGCGCUCUCAGCUCCGUGACUGGCUGCGCGUCGUCGCCCAGCCCGGCGGUGGCUUCAUCGUCCGAUUCUACAACGUCUCGGCCGGUGACGACCAGGACGACGAGUAAGCGCUGCACUGCACCGCACUCGCCAUUGACGGAUAGGUGGGAUGGGUGGGUCGUCCGGGCUGGAAUCCAAGUCUGACGAACUCAGCUGUCGUUGCAUGGGGAAGCGUUGACCGCUGUCGCAGCGCUCGGAGCGUAGACAGCGGGCUGAUCAGUGGGCGUCGAGUGCUCCGUCACCCUUGUAUCACCAUCAAAAUGGGGCCGUCUAGCCAAUCAUACAGACUCACCACCCGCAGCAAUGCUUGUCGCCUGAAGGAGUGCCAGCGAGUGCGUGACGAGUGAAUCAGGAGCGGGUCGUAGCUGACGGAGGCUCCCGG
Jaminaea rosea is the source of this 691-nucleotide messenger RNA. Its product is annotated as ribosomal protein L22e. NCBI's taxonomy places the organism in Eukaryota, Fungi, Basidiomycota, Exobasidiomycetes, Microstromatales. The record is from RefSeq and is a predicted model, not a curated record. The annotation marks the transcript as partial. Gene Ontology annotation, biological process: cytoplasmic translation. Gene Ontology annotation, cellular component: ribosome. The transcript has 2 exons. Gene Ontology annotation, molecular function: structural constituent of ribosome; RNA binding.